Radiomyces spectabilis is the source of this 396-nucleotide messenger RNA. RefSeq names its product ERV/ALR sulfhydryl oxidase domain-containing protein. The transcript has 4 exons. Gene Ontology annotation, molecular function: flavin adenine dinucleotide binding; flavin-dependent sulfhydryl oxidase activity. Gene Ontology annotation, cellular component: mitochondrion. The record is from RefSeq and is a predicted model, not a curated record. NCBI's taxonomy places the organism in Eukaryota, Fungi, Mucoromycota, Mucoromycetes, Mucorales, Radiomycetaceae. The coding region runs from base 1 to 396 and encodes 131 amino acids.
AUGCCUUUUACUACGGAAACGGACGAUGUGGUAACAGCGUCGCAGGGAAAUGUAAUCAUGGGCCAUUUAGGCAAUGCCACCUUGAAAGAGGAACUGGGGCGAUCCACUUGGAAGUUACUGCACACGAUGGUGGCAAGAUAUCCUGAAGAACCAACAACCGAUGAACGUGAAGCAUUAGGACAAUUCAUCAAGCUUUUAAGCAGAUUAUAUCCUUGCGGUGAAUGUGCUGAACAUUUCCAGCUGCUUCUUGAGCAAUACCCGCCGCAGACGGCUUCUCGUAUCGCGGCAAGUCAAUGGGCAUGCGCUAUUCACAACAAAGUGAAUGAACGUCUUCACAAGGACAUCUUUGACUGUGGAACGAUCGAGGAAAAGUAUCCAUGUGGUUGCGAUGAAUGA